AUGGCCCUCUCCUCCCCAGGGACGCUGAACCUGGAGACUGUGGAUGGCUCGGACCCUGACCCAGCCCUGCUGCCGGAUAGGGAGCAAUGGCCCCCGCCCUGUGAAAUCCUCCUGGACCCAGAGGCGGAGCACAGUCUGGACAUCAUCCUAGUGGGUUCCAGCGAACUGUCAUCCCCACCAUCACCUGGGCCUCGCAGAGAUUUUAUUGCAUAUGAAGUCAAGGUCAACCAGCGAGACAUAGAAGGGGGGGAUGUGUGCUCCGUGCAAGGUAAGCAGGGAGGCGAGGGUGGCUUCGUGGCGGCCUCAGGGCAGUGUGGGCAGCCUGGCUUUGCCCUCACCAAGGACAAGUUCCUGGAGUGCCUCUUCCUGUAUGACGACGACGGGUACCAGUCUUACUGCUCCAUCUGCUGCGCCGGGGAGACGCUGCUCAUCUGCGAGAAUCCCGACUGCACCCGAUGCUACUGUUUCGAGUGCGUUGACACCCUGGUUGGCCCCGGGACCUCGGGGAAGGUUCACGCCAUGAGCUACUGGGUCUGCUUCCUUUGCCUGCCCUUCCCCCGGAGUGGGCUGCUGCAGAGAAGGAGGAAGUGGCGGACGUGGCUGAAGGCCUUCUAUGACCGGGAGGCGGAGAAUCCCCUUGAGAUGUACAAAACUGUGCCUGUGUGGAAGAGAGAGCCCAUCCGGGUGCUAUCCCUUUUUGGGGACAUCAAGAAAGAGCUGACGAGUCUGGGCUUUUUGGAAGAUGGUUCUAAGCCGGGAAGAUUGAAACAUUUGGAUGACGUCACCAACGUAGUGAGGAGGGACAUAGAUGAGUGGGGCCCCUUCGACCUCACCUAUGGCUCCACGCCCGCCCUGGGCCACACCUGCGACCAUCCCCCGGGGUGGUACGUGUACCAGUUCCACCGCAUUCUGCAGUACGCGAGGCCCCUGCCUGGCAGCCCCCAGCCCUUCUUCUGGAUGUUCGUGGACAACCUGGUGCUCACGGAGGAGGACCUGGAUGUGGCCACUCGCUUCCUGGAGACUGACCCGGUGACCAUCCAGGAUGUCCGCGGCAGGACUGUCCAGAACGCCGUGCGCGUGUGGAGCAACAUCCCUGCUGUGAAGAGCAGGCACUCGGCUCUGGUGUCCCAGGAGGAACUCUCCCUACUGGCUCAGGACAGGCAGCGAGUGAAGCCCCUUGCCCAGGGCCCGGCCACGCUGGUGAAGAAUUGCUUUCUCCCCCUGAGAGAGUAUUUCAAGUAUUUUUCAACAGAACUCACUUCCUCUUUAUGAAUGAGUCAUUCUACUGUGAAAAAAAAAAAAAAAAA
Messenger RNA from Capra hircus (goat), 1307 nucleotides. RefSeq names its product DNA methyltransferase 3 like (gene DNMT3L). The record is from RefSeq and is a predicted model, not a curated record. The transcript has 11 exons. NCBI's taxonomy places the organism in Eukaryota, Metazoa, Chordata, Mammalia, Artiodactyla, Bovidae. Gene Ontology annotation, biological process: negative regulation of transcription by RNA polymerase II. The coding region runs from base 1 to 1272 and encodes 423 amino acids. Gene Ontology annotation, cellular component: nucleus. Gene Ontology annotation, molecular function: DNA binding; DNA (cytosine-5-)-methyltransferase activity, acting on CpG substrates; enzyme activator activity.